This is a messenger RNA of Fusarium poae, 1509 nucleotides long. RefSeq lists its product as uncharacterized. Bases 1 to 1509 code for a protein of 502 amino acids. The transcript has a single exon. Gene Ontology annotation, biological process: L-homoserine metabolic process. The record is from RefSeq and is a predicted model, not a curated record. Gene Ontology annotation, molecular function: homoserine O-acetyltransferase activity; L-serine O-acetyltransferase activity. NCBI's taxonomy places the organism in Eukaryota, Fungi, Ascomycota, Sordariomycetes, Hypocreales, Nectriaceae.
AUGAGGUCUUCAAGAUCUCUCGCUGCGUCAACCCGUCAGCUAAGAUCUACCUUUAAACCUCGUACCCUUCCAACACCCUCAUCAUGUCUCGCUCUCGGAACUCGCAAGCUUCACUGCUCGACGAUCCGGAAGUCGGGCGUGGCUUCUAACCCAGCCAUGUCCUUCCCCUGCCUCGACGCCCUGGAAUCACGCUCCGCAAAACUCACAGACGACGAUACCGAGCCAUCGUACACAUCCGGCGCGACACUGAAUUACCACCACAAGGAACCCUUCCUUCUCGACUGGGGUGGUAUUCUUCCAGAGUUCAACAUCGCUUACGAGACAUGGGGUGAACUCAACGCCGAAAGGUCCAACGCUAUACUCCUACACACCGGUCUAUCCGCCUCGUCGCAUGCGCAUUCUACAGAAACAAACCCCAAGCCAGGAUGGUGGGAAAAGUUUAUUGGGCCUGGUGGUCCGCUUGAUACGAACAAGUACCACGUUAUCUGUACAAAUGUCAUCGGCGGCUGCAAUGGUUCUACAGGACCUGGUAGCGUCGAUCCUGGAAAUGGUGAGCGCUACGCAACUAGGUUUCCCAUCUUGACGAUGGAUGACAUGGUGCGCGCCCAAUUCAAGCUUCUUGAUCAUCUCGGUAUCGACAAGCUUUACGCCUCUGUCGGUUCCUCCAUGGGCGGCAUGCAAUCCCUCGCCGCAGGAGUCCAAUCCCCCUCUCGAGUCGGCCGUAUCGUUUCCAUCAGCGGUUGCGCACGCUCCCAUCCCUACAGUAUCGCCAUGCGCCAUACCCAACGACAAGUCCUCAUGAUGGAUCCCAACUGGAACCGCGGUUUCUACUACGGAAAGGUACCUCCUCAUGCAGGCAUGAAGCUCGCCCGCGAAAUCGCAACAGUGACAUAUCGUUCCGGACCAGAGUGGGAGCAGCGCUUUGGACGUCGUCGUGCCGACUCAAGUAAACCACCUGCAUUAUGUCCCGAUUUUCUCAUCGAGACAUACCUCGACCACGCUGGUGAGAAGUGGUGUCUAAACUACGAUCCCAACAGUCUUUUGUACGUCAGUAAAGCGAUGGAUCUUUUUGAUCUCGGUAUUGAACACCAGCGCGCAACGCAUGCCCGUCGUCAAGACCGCGAAAAGAAACUUGCUUCUGGUGAAACUUCUCCUCUGUCUUCCGACGCAGCCUGCAGUCUCACUCUUCCCAACAAGCCUUAUGAGGAGCAGCCUGGAUCUCACCCUGACCCUUCAGACCCCAACGUUGUACCUGGUUCGCGACCACCUGAGGAUCUGAUCCAUGGGCUCACCCCGCUACGUGACACUCCUACGCUGGUGAUGGGUGUCGCGAGUGAUAUUCUCUUCCCAGCAUGGCAGCAGCGCGAGGUAGCUGAGGCGAUUCGUUUAGCUGGCAAUCGCAAUGUGACACAUGUUGAGUUAAGCGAGGAGAUGAGCAUGUUUGGACAUGAUACAUUCUUGUUGGAUCUCAAGUACAUUGGCAAUAAUCUGCGCAUGUUCCUGGGUUAG